Cylas formicarius (sweet potato weevil) is the source of this 1161-nucleotide messenger RNA. Its product is annotated as tetraspanin-11. The record is from RefSeq and is a predicted model, not a curated record. Gene Ontology annotation, cellular component: membrane. NCBI's taxonomy places the organism in Eukaryota, Metazoa, Arthropoda, Insecta, Coleoptera, Brentidae. The transcript is spliced from 5 exons. Bases 73 to 1041 code for a protein of 322 amino acids.
UUCAGUCGUCGAAAAUGUUCCCGACGAGACGCCGCGAUCCGUUAUAGUCGAGGGCGAUCAUCUCGGGCGGAUAUGGCGGCCGUUUCGCUGAUCGGAAGCAAAAUCAUUCUCGCCGCUUGUAACUUCCUGUUGCUGGCGUGCGGAUUUACCCUCGUCAUCGGCGGCAUGCUAGUGCUAUUCGACGCCGACAGGAUCCUGCUGUCCAGAUUACUCUCGGGCGGCCCCUUCGAGGACCUGCCCCAUCCCCUUUUCUAUUACGGUGCCAUAGGACUCGCCCUGUUGGGCCUGUCACUCGCAGCUGCAGGAAUAUUGGGCUGCUGGGCUUCGUGUUUACACAACUAUUACUUGCUGACGUUCUAUUUUCUGCUGGUGAUGAUAGUUUUGGUCGGCGAGUGCGCCAUAUACAUCGUCGCCUGGAUAUGGCCGCAGUGCGUGGGCCUGGGGCUGAAUGCAGACCACCUCGCCAAAGAACUCCAACGCAACUAUGGCGUUAGCGGUCAGGACCAAUUUACAGCGGCGAUCGAUCUGGCACAGACCACCUUCCGGUGCUGCGGUAUCGACUCCGCCAACGAAUACGACACUUCGCUAUGGCGUCUACAAGCCCUCGGCGCCUCGCUGGCCAUCCCGUUGACUUGUUGCGUCCUCAACAAUCAAAACGACUCACGAGCGUACCUCAACCCUAUCCCCAACGACUCGGAUUUGUGCCAAGCGUUGGAGAAACAACGUCACGAAGGCCACAGACACGUCACGGGUUGCCAAGCGCACUUGGAACAAUGGUACCGUCAGCACUACGUCGUAUUUCUCGGGAUCGGUUUGGGCGUCGUACUCGUCGAGUUCGCCGUACUUCUGAGCACUAUCCUGACUUGCACGAGGGUCUACCACCACAACGAAGAGUCGAGGGAUAACGUGCGAAACCGCGCUCACGACGAAACCCCGAAAGACGUUUUUUCGCACAGGAAUCAGCCGGGAGCUUACACCAACGAGACUUACGCCAUGACGGAAGGGUUCAAGCAGAACUACAAACUGCUGGAGGGAGCAUGAUGGUGGCUGAGAGGCGUCUGCCUGCCGAGGUACAAGUACUCGAUCCAAGUCGAAUCUAUGCUGUGGUAGGCGCGGCCUCUCGUAAAAUGUAUCCAUAAAUUUUACACGCAAUAUAGUUUU